Molecule: messenger RNA, 7176 nt
Organism: Acanthaster planci (crown-of-thorns starfish)
Lineage: Eukaryota; Metazoa; Echinodermata; Asteroidea; Valvatida; Acanthasteridae
Product: one cut domain family member 2-like
Biological process (GO): regulation of transcription by RNA polymerase II
Cellular component (GO): nucleus
Molecular function (GO): RNA polymerase II cis-regulatory region sequence-specific DNA binding; DNA-binding transcription factor activity, RNA polymerase II-specific
Source: RefSeq, a predicted model, not a curated record
GAAAGUAAGGGGGGAAAAAACGCGUGCAUCACCGGCAGCUGUAUAAACAACAUGGCACGGUCUGAGCAAUGCAUCACAUGCUAGCCUCCUCUCAACCUUCCCUUCAUCCCACCCCGACAGAGAGGUUAAUCAAGCCUGCUUCGCUCCUGUUUCCGAUUGGUUUUCUUCGCCUGGGCCCCCUACCCCAUGACUCGAGUCGUACGUCCUGGUGUGGUUUCCACGUACGCCGUUGUGUAGUGUUCGGGUUUAUUUAUUAUUUUCUUGGGUUCUCCCUUUUCGUGCAGCGAGAGAACCGUGUGUAUGCGGCGUGUACGUACCGCGCAUUGACGCGGCUAGUCGGUGGGUGAUUCUUGUACUUAACCCGGCCCCCCGUGCACAUUGUGUCUCCAGUUUCGGCGCUCACUGCACUCGCUGCGGGCUGGGCGUAAGCAAAAAACAAGGUUUUGUGAUGCUUUCGAGCGAGCUUGCGGCCACAUUGGACAGCGGCCUAGUGGGAGACGUCGGUCAUUCCGAAGCCAGCCCGUCCACGGCUUUCUCCUCGUCGGCGAUCACCUGCGAUUUCUUCAGCCCGGUGGAGCUCGCUGCCAAGACCUCCCGGAGUCAUUCCAGCGGCAGCAGCAGCGCAGCGGCGGCGGCAGCAGCAGCAGCAGCAGGCAUCGGGCUGGGAGCCUCGCUGGCCGGUAUGUUGGAACCCGACUUCCGCAGUGUGGCCGACUACGGCAUGGGCCCGCUGAACAUGAACGGCUACCACCAGCAGUCGGCCGCCACCAGCAGCAACAACUUCACCACGCUGACCCCCUUGCAGCCCCUUCCGCCGAUCUCCACGGUCUCCGAUAAAUUCCGGCACGAGGCGUCCAAUGUCAGCGGGAGUUUCACGCUCAUGAACGGCUCCAACCUCCAUGGUAUGUCGUCCAACCCCUACGACAAGCUGGGCGGCAUGAACAUGGGACAUUCCUCCAUGGUGGCCCACGGCGGCAUGGGCCCCAAUUCGGUGUUAAACGGUUACGCCCCCCACCAGUCCAUGGGGGGCUACGGGUCCCCCCACCACGGGACCAUGUCGUGCACCCCUCAAGACGCCAGAUAUGCAUCCCCGAUGAACGGCUACGAGCAGUUCACCCAUCAUGCCAGCUCCCCUCAUCACAUGCGGGCCCUACAGCCCCCCUCCCAUCCCCACCACCAAAGAUCGGGCCUGACGAGUCCCAUGGUGCUGAACGGUUACACCGGGAUGACGGGCCACACGCACCCGAGCCCCAACUCCGUGGGCCGGUCGGGAGAUCGGGGCUCGUCCCGGGUGGAUUCAGGGAACACUGGGGAGGAAGUCAACACCAAAGAGGUGGCUGGCCGGGUGACGAGCGAGCUCAAGCGGUACAGCAUCCCACAAGCCGUGUUUGCCCAGAGGGUGCUGUGCCGGAGCCAGGGAACACUCAGCGAUCUCCUGCGGAACCCCAAGCCGUGGAGUAAGCUCAAAUCUGGGCGGGAGACCUUCCGGCGGAUGUGGAAAUGGCUCCAGGAACCGGAGUUCCAGAGAAUGUCGGCAUUGAGAUUAGCAGUUACACACACAAGGCCUGCAGCUUGCAAGAAAAAGGAAGAGGACGCCAAGGUGACGCAGCCCCAGAACCACAUCAAGAAGCCCCGGCUGGUCUUCACGGACAUCCAGCGCCGGACGCUGCACGCCAUCUUCAAGGAGACCAAGCGGCCCACCAAGGAGAUGCAGGUCACCAUCGCCCAGCAGCUGGGGCUGGAGCUGAGCACUGUCAGCAACUUCUUCAUGAAUGCCCGGCGGCGCUCACUGGACAAGUGGCAGGACGAGAUGGGCAACAGCACCCAUGGCAAUGCCAAUGGCAACGGGGGCUGCGGAACCAACACACCCACGACGAUCACCCCCAAGAGCGAAUUUAAGGCCUAGGUGUUAGAAUGCAUACUCAUCACUCUUACGAUCUCUUCUCAUCAUAGGAGUCAGGAAAUACAUGUUGCACAAGUUUGGAAGCUUGGGACACCAUAGUUGACGCGAUAAUACCAAAAGUAUUCCAACUGUUUGAAUAUCCAGUAACCACUGCGUGCUAGAGUUAAGUUGAAAGACUGAUGAUUGAUCUAUACUAUUGUGAGAUUCAGCUGCUAUUUUAGGAUACAAAUUUCUGAACUUACAAUGCAUUUGGCUGAGCAUUCAGGGUGAAGGUUCAUUGCAGACAAGUUGAGCCCCUCCCCCCAAAAAGACAGCUCUGGGACCAAUUCAUGGGUCUGACAAGAACGGUAAACAAGCAAGUUUGCUUUUGCAGAAAGAAAUUGCCCUUAUACAAAACAGUAACAAACAAAAAUACAUCACAUGACAUUGUAGUUGAAAACCAGCCUAGCUCUUAUUUUAAUAUUUACGCACACUUCACAAAAUCUGUGUGUGCUUUGGAGUGUGGGUCCUUCUUUUGUGGGUGCCAAUGGCUUUCUGGAUUUUUUUCAGUGACUGGAAGGUAGCAUUCAUAAUCCUAAUAAUCAUAAUUCAUAAAGCGGGGGGCGGAAGGGGGGUGGGGAUAAAGGUCUUUGCUCUUGUAUGUCUGAUUUUUCCACACUUGGCAGAUAUGUCGUAUUAUCUAUUCAUCAAAUUCACCUGUGCAUUGAGCAUUUCUGUAGGAAAACUUUAUUUUUUAUUGGCCGAUCGUCUCAGAAAAUUGGCCAUUUAUGCGAAUUCCAGGUCCAACUUUCAUGUAGAUGGUCUCAAAUUGAUUGUAAGACAUUCCUUGAAAAAUACUUGAAGGUUCAACCUCAAAAAAAAGGGCAUUGCAGUGACACAUUUGAGAGGAUGGGUGGAUUCUGUCCCCUUACCCAGGCUCUUGCAGGGUUGAGGACUUUGCACAGAGCUUGAGAGAUGACCAAACCCAAACUUAAUAAAUUUCCUCAAUCACUUUACUAACAACACUAUUCUAAGCAACCCCCCUGCCUGAUUGGUCAGGUGAUCAGGAAUUCCUGCCAAACAGAUCACUGGUUUCCAAUCCAUUCCCUGGUAAUCAAGCAAUUCUGAAUUUCUUAGGUACAUGUAAAUACAAUAUCUCAGGAAAGAUGUACAUUAUAUUCUUGUACAGGAGAAUACAAGUGGAUGUUCCUGUGGUUACAGAACAGUUCACACUUAAAUGUUAAUGUGAAGUUACAGUGGUCUACUUGAGUUGUUGUGGUAUAAAUAGCAAAUGUCCUUUAAAAAGGCAAAUGUUUUUGAAAGCAAACAUCUUUCUCAGUUACGCUGCUUACAGUCUCCGCAGAAACGUUUUUCUUCGUGCAUCUGGGAGUAGGGGCUGAAUUUUCACAGACUUGCCCAAAACUCACCAAAGAUGCCUGACGGUGGAAAAUUCUUUCAUUCUGUUGGUAACAUUUUGCUAAACGGUCAGAGUGUACCAGUAUUCUAAAGGACCUUCCCCAAAAAGUGCCGCUUAGGCUACCCAAGUUUAAUUUUGCUUUAUGGAAGACAUACAUGGAUGUCCCAACUUGAGCAACAUUCUCUGUGUAGACAUGGUAAUAUGGUAAUGACCAAACUUUGUUCAACAUCACUGUAUUCCAGGCAAAUCCAGGUAAAUUAUCAAACAUAAAUAUAACAAAAAACUUCUCCUGUUGUGACCAACUCACCAUGGGAGCAGGUGCACUUUUUCAGGCUGGGUUGUUUGUAGGUGCACGGUGUCAAUUGACAGAGAAACUGCAAUAAGUUCGUAAUGCAUUUUCUACCUCCUUUCAAUAAUCUUUUACUUUCAUUCAUAGCGGAACAUCUGGUAAAGAGGUUUCACUUUUCUUUCUUUUUCCUAAGAAUUUUAUGAGUUCAUCAACGGAGUGGCAAUAUGACAGUUGUUUGUUCACUGCUUUAGUGCAGUGAUCUACGUGUGUGCUUUUGUUCGUCUGUGGACAAGCUAUGAUCAUGAUUUCUUAAACAUUCCAUAAAGCUUUAGACUGUUGUCCAGGUCAUAGGUGACAUUGUGUAUAUUUUUGCCGUAUUUAAGCACAUAAUUUAUUACAGUUUUAACGUUAAAAGUCCGACCAUAUCUCUACCGAGUAUCUAGCAGUUGGCAUCCGAUGUUUGCUAUGCUGAAACCUGACCCAAAUCAUAAAAGUAACAAAGAAACAAGCAAAAAAAAAAUCUCUGGAUCACUUGGGAACUCUGUUUUUGUUGAUUUUACAGUUCUGUGCUGCAGUUUGCGUACUUAAAUAUAGGUGUGGUGAAAGUUUGUGUAGAUACAUGUAUUUUGGAAAAAGAAAAGUAAUUUAUUUGUAAAGACACGAAAAUUGUAAUACCAAAGUGAAAAUGAAGGAUGGAGAGACAUUAACUUGUCCAUGUUUAAAUUUAGCUUGUUUUAUGACAUGGAAAUUUUUUCAUGUAACUAUUUCACGAUUUUAGUGUAUUCUUUCACCAGUAAGUAUAAACACUUUAAUAAUCUGCGGCCAGCAUACUUAUGACAUGACCUUAGGAGAGUUAUACAUGUGUAUGGUUACUCCUCAUUUAAAAGUCUGUAAAGGUAUAUGCAUUUUUAGUUUGCGUUUAAUUUAGCCUUUUGAUUAAGAGUUUGAUUUGUGUUUAGACAACAAUUUCUCCAAUUCUAAGAAUUGGUGUAGAAUGCACAUUUACACUUAAAACUUUUUUAAAAUUGAAUUUCACAUUUCAAAAUGUGUUUUUAUUUUGUCAAUUUAGUCUGCUUUUCAUUUAUUCAUUCAUAAUUCAUUAAUUUUUGUAUCAUGCAUGGGGAUCUGUGCACUGGCCAGUGGCUAUUUUUACGGUCUGGUGAGCUCGAUGUGUGGUUGGAAAAGUUGAUAGAACUGUAGACUCAUGUAAUGCCAUCAUGACAAGUUCUGAAAUGUCAGCCUCGAAUGGGGUAGUGGCUGCCAAGCAAAUAGGCUGAGUGGUAUGCUCCUGGAGUCAGAAGAUCUUCAUUAAGGGAAGCUUUAUAGUGGUAUAUUCAUAGCCUGUACUACGAUAUCAAUUUAGCCACACCCACUACAGAGGGUGUCCUUUACCAGCCCUUAUGUCGAUAUAGGGCAAAGGGAGCCGGGAUAGCAAUUGGAAAGUGCAUGACAUUUUUUAAACUGGUUUUUACACUUCCAGGUACGUACUUCAAACUUCACCCAGGUAUAUUGCCAAAUUUUGUAGCUAGGAUUUUGUUCGGGGCAAAAUGUUUCAUAUGUGUAAGAAUUACCAAUCUGUUUGCUGAGGAUUGUUUUUGAUUUGAAUUGGCAAUGCUGGUUGUGAACCAGGAUUGAGAAUUUCUUCCAGCUUCAUCAAGAGGCUUAUGUCUGUUUCAUAUUGAAGUAUGGGGAGGCGAUGUUAAUACAGUAGUGGCGUGUGCCGAAUUCUCCCUACCUACAAGUUGUUGGUACAAAAUGCAGCUUUCAAAUUAGUCACAGGAAUGCAUUGAACCUGUGAUGACUUUCAUUACAAAGCCAACCUUUUUGGUCCCUGGAAUUGUAAUUAUUUGGUUGUACAGAGUUUGAACUGAAAUUUGAAGACACAUUUCGGAAACUUUUUACUAUUGUGUGCGUUUGUUUGUGCAAUACAACCUCUUGUAAAUACACACGAACGAGCAAGUUUGGUCAAGAACGACUGGCCAACUGAUGGUUGAAAUAAGACAUACAUUGCAUCUGAAUGCAAAUAUCAGUGCAAAUGGACAAGUUCCUGGCAAACUAUGGUCUGAUGUUAUGACAGUGAUCAGGGUCCUGGUUCCCUGCGCCACUUGUGAUAUAUACAUAUACAUGUAUUGAGAACCAUGCAGCAGUAGCCCUGGGUUAUCAUGUAUUGUCCCAAAAUACUCAACUACUUGUUAAACUAGAUCAUUUAACUUGCAGACGUUUAAGCCAUCCCGAUCUUGGUCAACUGCAGUUCUUGACUGAGCUUGCUCGGUGUUUUAGAAGCCUGACGUGGUGUGUGAUUGGUCAACUGUUGUGAAUAUUUAAUUAGGAAUUUUGAACCUAGUAAAUUUGACCUUGGGACAUCAGACCCAGUGUUCGGUUUUUUGCUAAGGAUCUGCUAUUUUUCGUUUGUUUUUCUAAAUUAUUUUGGUAGUUUAUUUUCUUGGAAAGUUAUGGUCACGGUGUACAUUUUUUGCUGUGCAAUGCUUCAGUACAUUAUGACGUGUAGUACUUAAGUUGGGAGCUCACAAAGAAAUAGAAAACUAGAGAGGUUUCAAAGUUACGGCUAGUACAGACUAGAAACAAGUCUAUUUUAGAAGCUACUUAUAAGGUGAAAUCCUACCGUGGGUCUUUCAUAUUUGAAUGUAAUUUCAGUCAACACUCUGUUAAGUUCACUUCUUUAGAUAAGUGAAUACAUUCUUGUCUUUAGGGUAUUUUUGAGUUCUCAUGAGGCCAAUACAAUAUUAACGUGUAAGAUGUCCAGAUUUUUGCACAUUUUGUUAUGGCUGGAUUCAGUUUCCAAACAUAAAUAUGACUUUGCAUUGUUGAACCUGUAAGCAUUCCUGGCUUUUGUUUUCAUAAGCAUGAAGGGUAUGCAUAACUUGCCUCUAUCAUGCCCCAUACUUUUGUAAUAACAUCAACCUCAACCAGCUUCCCUUUAUAUUAAAAUGACAUUACAUUUAAAUUUACUUCUUGGUGGACCAUUGCGUGGGAUUGCUCUCUUUGAACUUCUCAAGUUGGUUUUAACACUAGUUGCAAGAUCCGAUUUGUUUGGGCAAUUGUGUACGAAAGUCUAUAUUAUAAGUUUUUGGUAAACCCACAACUAGGCACACAGAUAGCGGUAACCCUGUUAAGUUUGGAACUUUCCUAUCCCUGGUGACCUGUGGUCUGGUCGUUUACACAAGCAUUGUUGACAAAAGAAAUGUGGUUAGCCACAUCCGCAAGACAAUCAGAGAACAUAGGAUUAUGGGCUGAUCACGUGACAGGAUCACAGUGACCCACCUGACAUAAGAUUGGAUAAAGCGAGGUGACAAUCAGCCAAUAAAAACUUUAAAUUCAGUAUUCUUGUACUUACAUGGCAGUUUAGACCAGUAAGUAUUCAUCCCCACAUUUCCUUUUUUUGUUCCAAAUCGAACGUUAAGUUAAGCACUGGGUGCAAACAAGUCAAAAUGUAAACCAUCUGGGGUUUGUGUACACUUUACAAUGUAACAUUUUACGAUAGUGUAAUCUGUAUAUGAAAAGCGGAGAUGUUAAUUAUAUAUAAAUACCGUUUGAAAUAAAACUUUAAAGGGUCUUUAUGUCUGGAAA